AUGUUAAGAAUCUUGUCAAAUCUUACGUAUAUAACGUUGCAGCUUGCCGUUAGCACAAGUAUUAUUUUUGUCACAAAUAUCACAUUAUUUACGGCAGUCAAUAAUAUUACAGUUGAUGCAUUUAGAUGCCAUAAUUGUUAUAAAUGGAACGUAUUUAGGGUGUGGAUCUACACACCAGAACCAUUAUCAAAGCGCUUUUGCACUACUAGGGCGGGCAAGACCCUCAUUAUCCAACGCACUCAAGAAUUAGCUAGUAAAUCCUCCCUCAUAGUACAGCUAAGAUACGACAACUUCAAGGAAUAUCACUCCAACCUCUUAAGAAAUUCGCUUAACAACAAGUUCAAUACACCUCAACUCACAAAAUUAGACCCGAAGUCAGUAGAUUCUAGUGCCAAUGCAAAUGACGCUUCCAACAUAAGUUAUACUAAUGAUGCUUGUCAUAUCGCAAAUAAAGGGCUUGGUGAAAAAAAACUAGUUUUGAAAACGAUAAAAAACACCCUAUUCGAAAUUGCCAUGGCAAACGCUGGUUACAACGUGGAAAAAUAUUCAAUUUCCCUAUCUAACAUGUUCCUCUUUAUACUAGAUUGUAAUAUGGUGCCUCAGAUUAUGAAUUUCCUGUUCAAAUUUAGGAAUGGGAACAAAUUUUUUAGGAAAAACUUAACAAUCACAAAUGCAUGGUUUUCAAACAUCAUGCUCACUCCUGAAAGAGUUGAACAGCUUAGAUACCUUCCACAAUUAAAAGAGGCAUACUGUAAGAUAUCUGGUGUCAUUAGGCUCAUUUAUGCCAAUAUUCCCAGGGCAAUCAACAAUAUCCCCCGGAGGCUUAGUCGGGCACUCAGAUUGUAUAGGGAUACAUUAAAUCCUAGUGCUGUUAGUGAUACUAACUAUAUUGGUGGGGGUGAAUAA
This is a messenger RNA of Babesia microti strain RI, 906 nucleotides long. RefSeq names its product 50S ribosomal protein L10, putative. Lineage: Eukaryota; Apicomplexa; Aconoidasida; Piroplasmida; Babesiidae. The coding region runs from base 1 to 906 and encodes 301 amino acids. Gene Ontology annotation, biological process: translation. Gene Ontology annotation, cellular component: large ribosomal subunit. The record is from RefSeq and is a predicted model, not a curated record. The transcript has 2 exons. Gene Ontology annotation, molecular function: structural constituent of ribosome.